Messenger RNA from Cydia strobilella, 2948 nucleotides. RefSeq names its product zinc finger protein 708-like. Gene Ontology annotation, molecular function: RNA polymerase II transcription regulatory region sequence-specific DNA binding; DNA-binding transcription factor activity, RNA polymerase II-specific. NCBI's taxonomy places the organism in Eukaryota, Metazoa, Arthropoda, Insecta, Lepidoptera, Tortricidae. The record is from RefSeq and is a predicted model, not a curated record. Gene Ontology annotation, biological process: regulation of transcription by RNA polymerase II. The transcript is spliced from 2 exons. The coding region runs from base 254 to 2167 and encodes 637 amino acids.
AAAAAAUAGUCAAAACGUUAAACAAUUGGGAAUAAUAUUUUUUAUUUUGAAUCGUAGUUUUUUGACAAUAUCUUAGAAAAUCUAAGUAUUCCUUUCAGAAAUAAUAAUUGUAAAUGUAUUACGAGACUACCUCGAAAUUCUUUAUUUCACCUUAAGAUUAUCUGUCAAAGUAAAUGUAUUUUCUCUAAUAUCGUGAACAUCGGCGUGUUUUAGUAGAAUAGCAACGUGUAUCCGUGUUCAUUAGCGGUUGAUAAUGUCGCUGGAGGGUGUAGAGUGUGUGCGAGUGAAGGCGGAGCCCCCGUGGGAAUACACAGAGCACGAGCAGCCCGAGGCACAGGCGGCGCGCACAUGUACAGUGAAGGCAGAGCCCCAAUGCCCCCAAUCGGAGAGCGCGGUCGCUUGUGGCGUGAGCGAUGCCAGCCUGCACCUCAAACAUGAGGUGAAAGAGGAAAUUGAGAUUGAGGUUGGGCCCGAGGAGUUCCAUCAAUCCAAAGUGUGUACUUUUCCUCCGUGGGAGACCGUAGGCCUACAUACGGAGCAUGAGCAGACCGGUACGUUGAUAGGUGAGGUUAAGACAGAACCUGAGGAUGAUAUUUGUGACAGCAAAGAGAUGCAUGCUAGCCAGAGCAGCAAUGUUCAUGAGAGUGCACAGACCGAGAAUGUAGACUAUAUGGUGAAGGUUGAGGACUGUGGUGUGAGCGCGGCCGCUGCGCAGGCCGGCCUGUACCUCAAGCAUGAUGUUAAAGAUGAAAUUAUUGUCGGCCCGGAGGAGUGCCAUCAGCCCAAGAAACUUUUAGUGUCUCCAGGGCGAAUUCAACAUGAAGACCGAAGGACGAAACCAGACUCGAAAUCUUUAAGGAUUAGCAAAAAACGAACUAAGGGCAGAAUGUAUAAAGAAAAGAAAACAUACCAAUGUGAGCACUGUAGUUACUCUAAUGCCAAUAAGAAUCAUAUGAAAACCCAUCAUAUUGUGAUACAUACUAAAGAGAAACCAUUCAAAUGUGACCACUGUAGUUUCGCUUGUGCCCGAAAGGUUGGUAUAAAAUCUCAUAUGAUGACACAUACUGGUGAAAAACCAUUCAAAUGUGAUCACUGUAAUUACGCUAGUGCCAAAAAAGGUCAAGUACAACGUCAUAUUACGAUACAUACUGGUGAAAAACCUUUCAAGUGUAAGCACUGUAGUUUUGCUACUACCAGUAAAAGUAAUUUAAACCGUCAUAUAACGAUCCAUACUGAUGAAAAACCUUACAAAUGUGACUACUGUGGUUACGCUUUUGCAAAUAAGAUUUAUUUAAAACAACAUAUAUUUACACAUGGGGACAAACUUUACAACUGUGAGCAAUGUAGUUUUGCUGCUACCAGUCAGCGUAAUUUGAACCGUCAUAGAAUGCUACAUACUAGACAAAAACCUUACAAGUGUGACUACUGUGGUCACGCUUUUGCAAAUAAGAUUUAUUUAAAACAACAUAUAUUUACACAUGGGGACAAACUUUACAACUGUGAGCAAUGUAGUUUUGCUGCUACCAGUCAGCGUAAUUUGAACCGUCAUAGAAUGCUACAUACUAGACAAAAACCUUACAAGUGUGAGCAAUGUAGUUACGCUACUUCCAAUAAGAGUAGUUUGAACCGUCAUAAAAAAAUACAUACUGGUGACGUACUUUACAAAUGUAACUACUGUAGUUACACUUGUGCACAUAAAGGUAAUUUAACAAAACAUUUAAUUGUACAUUCUGCUGAAAAACCUUUCAAGUGUGAGCACUGUAGUUUUGCUACUACCAAUAACAGUUCUUUGAAACGUCAUAUAUUAAUACAUACUCGUGACAAACCGUACAAAUGUCACUUAUGUAGUUACGUUUGUGCAAGUAAGCGUUGUUUAAAACGACAUAUGUUUAAUCAUGAGGAAAAACCUUACGUGUGUGAGCAGUGUAGUUUUGUUAGUACCGAUAAGAGUUGUUUGGACCGUCAUAUAAUGAUACAUACUGGUGACAAACCAUACAAAUGUGAUCGCUGUAGUUACGCUUGUGCACUUAAAAAUAAUUUAAAUAAACAUAAGCUGGUACAUUCUGGCGAGAAACCUUACAAGUGUGAGCACUGUAAUUUUGCUAGUAACAGAAAGAGUAAUUUGACCCGUCAUAUAACUAUACAUACUAGUGACAAACCGUACUAAUGGUAACAAAGUGAGUGAAACAUUUAUAACUAAAGAACUGAAGGAAUCAGACCUACCGCAAUUCAAAUCAAACUAUUUAGGCGGUGUUUAGAAUAACUCCGAACACUUUCCCAUUUGAUAAUGAAGUAUGUAUUAUAUUAUAGUAAUGUUAAUAUAGAUUUGUGUUGUAAAUAUAGUUGUAAGGUUACUUGAUUUGUAUGUCAGUUGACAUUGAACAUGAAGAUAGGUCUAAAGAAUAAAAUCUUUGUUUUUUAUAAAUAAAUAUUGUUAUUAUAAGCAAUACACAAACAAGCAGAAAAAUAUAUAAAAUUUUGGCACAAUUGGUAACUAUGUUUUUAGUUUUUAAGAUAUAUUGUAUCAUAUGUAUGUUAGUUUUAAGAUAUUUAUCUAUGGGUCAAUAGUUACCUGAAAAUAGAGAUUUAUCAUUUCAUUUCUAAUAACAACAUAUGUACAGAUGUAGUGCAUAAUUGUAUUCCAUCGUAUUUUCUCGGAAACGUUCGUAUUUGUCAUGCUACUUCAGUCAACCUCAGUACUUUUUGUACUGAGACUGACUGAAAUAGCAAGAGACGUUCGUAAGUUUCCGUCAAAAUACGAUGGAAAAUAAAUUAGCGAUAGACCCGUUUGUAAAUGUGAUUUAAUAUGUGUUCAAAACGUGAAAGUUUUAAAUGUUAUAAAAUUAUUAUGCACUACAUCUGUACAAGUUUGCCUGUCAUUUGUAUUAUGGUCUGAAAUAAAAUCUAUGAUUGAUUGAUUACUCAAAACCUUGUGACUGCUAUUUCAU